This is a messenger RNA of Aethina tumida (small hive beetle), 978 nucleotides long. It is a transcript of the gene asrij, whose product is annotated as OCIA domain-containing protein 1. The transcript has 5 exons. Bases 123 to 884 code for a protein of 253 amino acids. The record is from RefSeq and is a predicted model, not a curated record. Lineage: Eukaryota; Metazoa; Arthropoda; Insecta; Coleoptera; Nitidulidae. Gene Ontology annotation, cellular component: endosome.
AGAAUCUCACUUAACCAGAGUACGCAACCACCUCUGCAACUCUCCAUAAUCAACUGACAAAUAUGAUUCUCACAUAACCUCAAAAUGUCCUGAGUUCUUCUUAACAAAAUAGAAAUACUAAAAUGAAUACCACUAAUCAGAGCGAGCCCAAUGUUCAAGAUCACCGUACUUUUCCUGGUCCAAAUAAUCGCCAAUAUAAAUUUUCUCCAGAGGAACUUCGAGUUAUCAAGGAAUGCAAUCAAGAAAGUUUUUAUCAGAGAUGCCUACCUUUGGGCGGUAUCUUCAGCGCAACAGCAUAUUUUGGAGUCAAAGCAGGAUAUUUUAAAGCACAUCCAAGAUUUGGGCCCACACCCAAGGUGUUAGUUGGAGUUAUUUUAGGAUACUUUAUUGGCAAGUUCUCUUACCAAAGAAAAUGUGCGGAAAAGCUCAUGCAAUUGCCCAACAGCCGAGUUGGAGAAAUGCUAAGAUUGCGACGAAGUGGACAAAUAAAUGAAACUAUAGAUGGCUCAUUUGGUGCAGGAAUGUCCUUAGCCCCGUUUCCGGGUAUUGCACAAAAAGACUCUUACUCUGAUAUUAAUCCUAGCAGUAAUUUGGACAUAGACACUUCGAGACCUUACCAUGAGGGACUUGAUGAUUCACAAAGACCUUCAUUAGACAAUCCAAUAUAUGAAGAAGAAUUACCACCAGUAAUUUCUAACCAAAAAACAUCAUAUGAAGAACUUAGGCGAAAAAACCGUGACGAAUAUUUACAAAAAAGAACAGGCACUUACAUAGAACCUGCCAGAACACCAUCACAAGUGCAUCCACCUCUUUCAAAGGCGUCAACUUCAGAUGCAGAAACUUCUUUCAAAGUUAAAAACAAGUAUGGUGAUGAAAUGGAGUGAUUUAUUUGUGAUGACUGUAGAUAUUGUUAUGUAUUAACUAUGUUUAAAACUGCUUUGUAUGUAAACAUUCAAGAAAUAAACUAGUGAAUAAUCA